Messenger RNA from Colletotrichum orchidophilum, 189 nucleotides. RefSeq lists its product as uncharacterized. Bases 1 to 189 code for a protein of 62 amino acids. The record is from RefSeq and is a predicted model, not a curated record. Lineage: Eukaryota; Fungi; Ascomycota; Sordariomycetes; Glomerellales; Glomerellaceae. The transcript has 2 exons.
AUGUUCCUCGCCAUCUCACCUACCCUUCAUCCGCGCAAUCUGGACCGUGAACCGUCCGUCCACUCUUUGUCACUUUCUGGCACUUGCUCAAGACGGAAUCCAGACGACAGUCAGCCCUCCCGCAUCGCGAGACUAGGCCGAAUAUCGAACACUGGUGCCGUGAGGACAGAGAGUCCGAUCAAGACCUGA